Molecule: messenger RNA, 2207 nt
Organism: Neogale vison (American mink)
Lineage: Eukaryota; Metazoa; Chordata; Mammalia; Carnivora; Mustelidae
Gene: CEP44
Product: centrosomal protein 44
Exons: 14
Coding region: 951-2117 (388 amino acids)
Cellular component (GO): spindle pole; centrosome
Source: RefSeq, a predicted model, not a curated record
CGACCGACGGUCCGACUUUUGACGUUUCCUAUUGUUGCCGGAAGUGACGUUAGGGUUCUGAACCUUAGAGAAGAAGCAUUUUUAUUCCCGGUCUUUACGAUUCGCUAUAGAUUCUCCUUUUCUCACAUCAUCCCGAGCCACUUUAAGCAUCAACACUAGACAAACUUUUAAUCUGAAAUUUGCGGUCGGACUGGCUGUUGAAAUCCUCUCCGCAGAGUCAAGUUUCCUCAGCGGUCUGGACAAAUGUGGUGUGGAAUCUGCAGCGAGGAAUCGUAAAGCACCAAGGAGCCGGCUGCUUUGAAGGUCUUCCCGCGGCGCGUGGCGGGCUUUGACCCACUGUUUAAAUACCAACGGUCGACUCGAGGGGUGCGCGGAGGUGCAGGCGUCCGGCUGCAGCGAGUAGCUGCUGGAGGCUGGGCUCCGGUGGCUAUCUCUGGUCGCAUAUGCUACCUCCCUCUCUCCCGGCUGUGAGGGGCCAGAGGCCUUCGGGGCCCUCUUUGCUUGGCGGCUGCUGGGGAAGCUGGCGAGAGUGCGCCCCAGGUUAAGCAGGAGAAGAAGCCUGUCUCUGUAGCCCUUACCGAAACCACGGAAGGGAGCAAAUGACCAGAUCCAACCUGUACUUGUAUCUUACUCUUCUUCAAAAAUACUUAUUCUGCUGAUACUGAAGAGGAUGUGUUCCAAGGACAUACUUUGUUGUCAGAAAGUCCAUUAUCAGAGGAGCUUCAUUCCCAGAGGAUUCAUUAUUCAAGUUAUAAGAUAAGGAAUCUUUCUCUACCUAAAGAUCAAAGAUAGUCUUCUCUACGAUCUCCAGCAAGCCUGGUUGUCUUACAUUUUAUGUUUAGAUCUUCAACAAACCUGGAAUUAAUUUGGUAAAAGAUAUGAGGUACCAUUUACAUCAAGGGGUGAAAUAUUAGUAUUUCAAAAGCUGGAGCCGAAUGUAAUGGUAAAUAAUGGCAACAGGUGACUUAAAAAGGAGCUUACGGAACCUAGAACAAGUUCUUCGUUCACUAAAUUAUCCUCAAGAGGUGGAUUGUGUUGGUUUGGUAAAGGGAGAUACAGCAGCAUCUUUGCCCAUCAUCAGCUAUUCCCUUACCUCAUAUUCACCUUAUGUAGCAGAACUUCUAAUGGAAUCCAAUAUAGAGCUCAUAGCGAAGAAUGACUUGCGCUUUAUAGAUACCGUCUAUAAGCUUCUUCGUGAUCAAUUUAAUUAUAAACCAAUCUUGACAAAAAAGCAGUUUCUCCAGUGUGGAUUUGCAGAAUGGAAAAUUCAGAUUAUUUGUGAUAUUUUGAAUUGCGUGAUGAAAAAGCACAAGGAAUUGAGUAGUCUUGAGAAGAUUCCCUCACAACAGAGAAAGAAAGUCAGUUCUGUUAAGUCAGAACCUUCUUCAAGCACUGAGAAGACAUCUACAGAACCUGUUGGCAUUGACAUCACUGGCAGAUUUAUGACUUCAGGAAAGAAAAAAGCUGUGGUGAUCCGUCACCUGUAUAACGAAGAUGGUGUUAACAUUCCUGAAGAUACGAUAAGUACUGUAACAGAUGUUAGUGAAACAUUUGAUGUGUGUAACUUAAAGACUACUGAAAUAGAGAUUCCUGAAGUAAAGUUCCCUGAAAUCAAGUCUGAACAACAAGAUGUUCAAAUCAAUCCUGAGAUUACUGCACUACAGACUAUGCUUGUUGAAUGCCAAGAAAAGCUUCAGAAACUGACUUUGGUAGAGAGUAGAUUGGACUCUUUAGAAGAAAAAAUGAAAGGAAAAGUGAUGGUAAAUGAAAAAACGUGGACUAAUCUUCUAAGUCGUAUCACUCUUCUUGAAACAGAAAUGCUUCUGUCUAAAAAGAAUAAUGAAUAUAUAGACUUCAGUGAAAUGAAUGAAGACUACGAAUCUAGUAACGACAUGGAUAUUCUGAGUCCUGAUGGGAAAAGCAAAGAGGAGAGGCAAACAAGUAUUCCUCUAUCCUCUGGCUAUAAUACAGUGUCAUCAGAGUCAACUCCCAGAACCUCAGCUGGUAGUUUCUGUGGUUUGAAAGAGAAUUCAGAGGAAACAACAAUCCAGAAAAUGGAAAGGAUGAAAAAAAUGUUUGAAGAAACCGCAGAGUUACUGAAAUGUCCAAAUCACUAAUUAUAGAAUUUUCUGCAUCAACUUCUCUAGGACUUUAGCUACUGUACAUAUUGUAUAUUUUAAGAAUUCUCAAUAAAUUUUAAUAUGCUA